UUGGUUUUCAGUCGCCUGUCAACUUGAGCCCGCCUGUCUCCACUAUCAUUUAACAGGGCAACAGACAGCUGAGAAGAGCAACAACAACAACAACAACAACAACAACCUUAGUUGUGUGUAUGUAGACAAGAAGUGUACAUGCAGGGUUGGAAACAUUCACAAACCAAUCAGUAAACCUAGUAUGAAUGCUCAGGAUCAUGUUCAGUACACCAACUGCUGCUCCUUCAUUUCCCACCCCCUGGAUGUAUGUUGACUACUAUCAGUACGGUUAUUAAUGUAUCUCACACCCCCGUCUUGUCAGAGUAGGUUGAACAAAUCUCCUAAACUGCAGGCUGGUCUCUGCCUUGUCCCGAAGAGAGCAGCAGCAGCAGCUCUGUGUUUGUCUUGUGGUUGGUGACAGCACAUGAACAUGUGGUCAUGCAGCGUCCAAUGCCGAGCCUAGAGCAGGCAAUCAGCACUGUCAGACUAGCAGCAGCAGCAGUGCUGGCACGGGAGAGGAACUCUGCCGUCCCCCUGCAUAGAGAAACCCCCCUAAAAGAGACAGAGAGAGAAAGAGAGAGAGAGGGAGAGAGAGAGAGGGAUUUGGUUACAGAGCGAAGGAUGAGGAUGCAGUGGGAAGGGGAUGUUGCAGAGGAGUCUGCAAGGAGGCAAAAACAAAAAGGAGGACAAGCUGUGUGAUCCUGGUCUCAAGAUGUAGAGCUGCACCAGAAGAGCCCUCAGUCAGAGUGUGUGUGUGUGUGUGUGUGUGUGUGUGUGUGUGAACGCACCAUAACAUCAGGCGACUUGUGUUUCAAGGAUAGUGAAGGUGGAGAGGCGCAACCCGAGAAGUCCCCCCUCCACCUCCACAGAGGAUGACAAAUUAGUCCUUAUUCAGCAAGGAGCGAGAGCAUCACCCUGAGGAUCAGAUGUUGUCCACAGCUCAGCAGAUGCUGCAGGAUAGCCGCUCCAAGAUCGAGCUGAUCCGACUGCAGAUUAUCAAAGUCACCCAGGCUGGCAGCAGCAGUGGCGGCAGUGGUGUUGGCGGUGAUGGUGGCGGCAACCAUGACAGCUCAACACAUGGAGAGAGCUCUCCGGUCGCUGUUAGUCUUGUGGAUGCUCGUUUGGCUGAGUUGCAGCACUACAUGCAGAGAGAGACAGAUGCAUUGGUGCUGGCCAAAGAUGUGGUAAAGCAGCUGGAGGGAAUCUCAUCGCUGGACCAGAAGGCUCUGGCUGAGGCUCAGUCCCGGGUGCAGGAGUCCUCCCAGAAGCUGGAUCUUCUGCGAAUGUCCCUGGAGAAAUUCCCAAAGGAAAACAACCAGGAGCCUUUACAGCAGCCUGAAGGUGCGGUCGAGCCCUCAGAGGGAACUGUGUCUCCCCAGAACUCCAGACCGGGUUGUCCCCUGUCCACCUCCCCGUCCAUCUUCUCUAUCAGACCUGCCUCCUUGACUGGCAAACUUGAAGUCAGGCUUCUUGGAUGUGAGGAUUUACUGAAUCCUCUGACAAACCCAGAGCAGGAAAACCAUCCGAGUCCCAUUGAGGAUUGUUCACCGGCUGCUAACAGGACAGAUGGACCCUCUGUGGAGAUCAGCGCGGUGCUCAGACUGGACACCAGAGUUGUCGGCCGAACACGCUGGGCAGCCGUUAACAGGCUGAGCUGGGAUCAGAUGUUCUGCAUCCAGCUGGAGCGGUCUCGAGAGCUGGAGGUCAGUGUCUUCUGGCGGGACCGGAGGGUGAUGUGUGCAGUCAGGUUCCUGCGACUAGAGGAGAUGAUGGACAAUCAAAACCAUAACCAGGAGUUUAGUCUGGAGCCACAGGGCCUACUCUACGCCAAGCUUCGAUUCAUUGACACUAUUGUUGAGCGGCAGCCGAGACUGAGACGUCAGCGUUGUAUCUUCACUAAAGAGAGAGGGAAGAACUUCCUUAGAGCAGCUCAGAUGAACAUGAAUUUUGCCACGUGGGGUCAUUUGAUGAUGAACAUCCUCCCUCGCUACAGCUCCUUCACCACAUUCAGCUCGUCCCUCUCUACGAGCCCUGACCUAGUGGCCAACAACACCUCACGUCCAGCUGAGAAAGAGCCUCAAACCACCACUCCACUGCCAAGCGAAGCUCCCGUAAUCAGACUCAGCAUAACUGAAGAUCAGCCCUCCCCGACCAGCCUCGACCAGGGAGACAACACCUCCACUGUCAUCACUACAGCACACAAAACCUCAUCUGUGCCUGCACUGCAAGAAAAAGUGUCAUCCAUAAACAACACAGAAGGAAGUGAAGAUCAGCCAGUAUCUGCUCUGAAGAUGCAGUUGGAGGAUUACAAAUAUAUCUCAGUUUUGGGCAGAGGACAUUUUGGGAAGGUCUUGCUGGCAGAGUUUAAGAAGACAGGAAAACUGUACGCCAUCAAAGCCUUGAAGAAAAAAGACAUUGUGACUCGUGAUGAAGUGGACAGCCUUAUGAGUGAAAAGAGGAUCUUUGAGAUGAUCAACGCAUCAAGACAUCCAUUCUUGGUGAACCUCCACGGCUGCUUCCAGACCAGCGACCACGUCUGCUUUGUCAUGGAGUAUCUACCAGGUGGCGACCUUAUGAUCCACAUCCACAAUAACGUCUUCACCGAGGCCCAGACCAGAUUUUAUUCAGCAUGUGUCGUGCUGGGUUUAGAGUUCCUGCAUCUGAAUAAAAUCAUCUAUCGAGAUCUGAAGCUGGACAACCUCCUGAUGGAUGCAGAUGGAUUUGUGAAAAUCACAGACUUUGGACUUUGUAAAGAAGGGAUGGGUCACGGAGAUCGGACCUCGACUUUCUGUGGGACUCCUGAGUUUCUGGCUCCUGAGGUCCUAACAGACGACAACUACACCCGAGCAGUGGACUGGUGGGGGAUGGGCGUCCUCAUCUAUGAGAUGCUUGUGGGAGAGUCUCCGUUCCCUGGUGAGGAUGAGGAGGAGGUGUUUGACAGCAUUGUCAAUGAUGAUGUGCAGUAUCCAGGAUCUCUUCCUCCUGGUGCUGUGUCUGUCAUCCAGAAGCUGUUGAAGAAGAAUCCUCUGAAAAGGCUCGGAGCUGGAGAGAGAGACGCAAACGAGGUCAAAGGAGAAAAAUUCUUUGAGACCAUCGACUGGGAAGCCCUGCUGGCCAAGAAAGUAAAACCGCCAUUCCUGCCGUCAAUCAAAGAGUCAGUGGAUGUCAGCAACUUUGACAGCGAGUUCACUCGACUCCAGCCCGUCCUGUCGCCUCCCUCCAAGCCCUUCAGCCUCUCUGCCGAGCAGCAGGAAGCCUUCGCGGACUUCGACUUCUGCGCCUUGCAUGGAUGAAAGACGCGACGAAAAGACCAGGGUGGGAAAUUACCACCAGACACGUACAUUUGUUUUUUGACUGGGUAGUUUGUCCACUUCAGAGGCUACCAUGGCAGGUAACCAAUCAUCAUCAUUUACAUACAGUCAACCCCCUCACUGGCAAGUAAAAUAAUUCAAGAAACCAGCUACUUUAUUAAUACUCCUUUAAAUUAAAACAGUAAAGGAGUAAGUAAUUGCUGAGUCUUAGCAAGUCUUUAGCUACAGGUGAACAGUAAGACUUUUUAAAACUUUUAGUCUAGUUGCCUUAGUCAAAAGGCAUAAAAUUAUUCAGUAAUUUUCAUAAUCAAUUGAAGUCCUUUAUCAAGUACAAAUGCUAAACAUCUGCUGAUGAGAGGAUUUGCUUCCUUUUGCUGUUUCGUAUCAUUUACACGAAUAAUUUUUACAACUUGGUCUGCCAAUAAGCACUUUUUUACGAUCUCACUUUGGACUGUGGUAUCUUGUAAUGGCCAUUGGUCGUCUUCUAAAACUUUUUGACAUUUUGUAGACUGAAUCGAUUAAUUCAAAAAUAAAGGAAAAGUAAAACAUGUUGGGAAACGAGAGGAGAGAAAGAUAUCUGUACGUAAAUAUAAAACUACCCUUAGCAACUGGUUACCUUGGCUCAGCACAAAGAGUGGAAACAGGGGCAAACAGCUAGCCUGGCUCUGUCCAAAGGUAAUAGUCCCUGGGCCCUGAUAGUUGUUCCCCUGUUUCCUGUUAUUUCCUACAAACAUGAGAGUGGUAUGGAUCUUUUCAUCUAACUCUCAACAAGGAUGAAAAUAAGCAUAUUGAUUUGUUAGUUGGAGCGCUAGUUUGUUCAAAAACCGGUUACAGGCUAGAAAGUGAGUUCUGAAAUCCAGAAAUCUGACCUCCUGGCCCAGGAAUCAUUUAGCUAUUUGUAUUAAGGAACAACCCUUCAAGCUUCCAUAUUCUCCUCUAGUGCAGUAAAAAAUCUCACUUGAUUUCCCCUUAAAGAAAGUUUCCCACCCUGGUCUUGAUAGUACUACCAAAUGAACAAACCCCUUGGAUAUUUUCUGCAGCUCAGUCAUUCUCAAACAGGAUAUUACACAUGAUCCCAUGGCUGAUUUUGCGGACUGUUCUCACUGUCAUCCAAUUGACGAUUAAAUAACAGCAUCAGGCAGCAUCUUUUUUGUUUUUAACAGAGCAAAGAAAGUGAUUGUAGCCCUUUAUAUUCUCUGUGGAGAGUCGAGCGCUGUUCAGACUGUUAAAGCAGUAAUACAACUCUACCCUCACCUGCUCCUGCUGUCAAGAGUUUAUUUAUGAGUUUUGGUCAGGUGAAAUUUGUACAAACAGGUGAAACAACUUUGAUAGAGGAUGCUUGAAGAGUUUAUAACAUUAUCACCACUUCAUUCCAUGUCUUUAUUCCUCUUUAUAGUUUAUUGUCAAUGCUCCAAUACUAGAUAAUUUGCUAUGUACCAGUCGGUACGGUACAUUUCGUAAAGCUCUGAUAAUGUUUGAUUUGAUUUGAGGUUAAAGUUUGUUAAGAAAUUCUCUGGCUUUCAGUCAGUAUUGGUCAGCUCCUAUAUGUGACCAUUGACCAUUGCUAAUCCAGUGUUUCUCCUUUCACGUCAUAAUUUCGGCCACUUUUCUUCUCGCUAGAUUACAUAAUUCUGCAAACUUUGGAUCUGAUACACCAUUAGUUCAGACAGUGACUGCCUGGACUCUGUAUGCCUGUAAGCUGCCUUAUGUUGCCUCAAAAUUGCAUAAAAACGAUGAUUGUCACACCUCUCUGAAAGUUAACACAUAAUGCUGACUCAGUUCAACUUGUGUAGUGUUGUCUGUCUCAGUUGCUGGUGCAUCACUCACAAACAGAGCAUAAUUAUGUAAUGUGGUAUGAGGAAAGGUUUCACAAAUCACGACGACAUAAUAUGACAUAGGAAAACUACUGUGGCACAAAGAGGAACAUAGAAUUGCCACAGUCAACAACACUGACUGAAAGUCACUUGACAGAAAUUUUCCUAAACAACAAAAGGUUCAAAUCAAUAGCCUAAAGAAAGGGCCAUAGACAUACACUUAACUCAAAAAGCAAAUAGUUAUUUACAUUAUCAGCUUCACCAAAUUUGGAUUUGCUGCAGAGCUAUUGUAUUGAGUGCACAUAUAUCAGUGUCAGCAUAUCAACAGUCAAUAAGUAAAAAAAGUCUGGGUCACUUUUCUUUAAAUGACAAAUGAAUGACCUGUUCAUCUAAAAGAACAAUUUACAAUUUCAGCUGUGUUGACCAACUGAUAGACUGGCCAAGCUGGCUCCUUUAGUAAAGUCAUAAUAUAAGAAGUGAAAUUAUUGCUACUUCAGUCAUAAACAGUACAUGAAUCAACUAUGAAUUGACUGAAGUGUUAAAAGUUUAAACAUUAUUGUCAUUUUUAAUAAACUCAUAAAUCCUUCAUUCUUCCAGAUUGUGGUGUCACCAAUAAGCAGUCGUAGCCUCUUCAAGCAUCCUGUGUGUUGGAGACAGAUCCAGCUUGCUUUGUGGCCUUUGCUUAUUAUAUUUAUUUAGAAUAUUUAUCCCUCAGAGGUACAGUAUGUGCUGCCGUUUCUAUGCAUCACUGUGACAGGCUUUGCCCACUGCCUUGACCAAACAAACAAAACAAGCUAACCCAAUUUCUGGUUAUAAGCCUUUUUUAAAAGAUGUUAAAGCCAACAUGGAAAUGUUUCAUGUAUUUGUCAAGUCAUUCUCUUGUAGCAAAGACGUACGCAUCCACAUAUCAGUCUCCUCCUGACCAACUGUUUUCUGUUAUAACGGUAGAAGUGCAUGGCACCGUUGUGAACUUGUGAACACUAGAAAUCCUGUACAAUAAUUGCUAGCGGUAUAAAAGAAGCCAUAGAGAAUUUAAUAUAGCCAUAAUAGUAAGAAAAUAUAUGUAUUUUGAAUUUAGCAAAUCAUAUUCUGUGAUACUGAGCACUACUGAUGUCAGUGCAAUAAAAGAAGAGGAAGAAGAGGGGCAGCAGGGACAAAGCUUCAAGAUCCAUGCCCUGAUUUUGUUGAGUCCCAGUAUUCCCUUCCUACGUUCAAACUCCCAGCUGAGUUUCAGAAACAUCAGGAGUAGGGGAGAGCUGGGGGAACUAUUGGGCAAUAUAUCAAAAUUAGACCGGGUACUUUAAAAAGUAACUUAACACUAAAUCCACUUCUAAGAGCAAGUAAAUGAUAUGUAGAAUCAUUUAAUCGAUCUAGCCCCAUUCUUUAGUGUUCAUUGCAACAGCACUUAUUUGUCUUUUUCCAGAGAAAUACUGAGUCAAUCUGUCAUCUAUUUGCAUUAACAUCAUCCUAAUGUAAAGUCUAUGGGCCCAGCGGGAACACAUUGCUAAGAUCUCAUUCCUAUAAUGCAUCCAUGGCAUGACAGAUCUGUGCCUGAGUGCUCUCAAAUGUUGCCUCGCAGGAAUUUCUCGUAGUCUUUUUGUCCUUUGUUUACUUCCAUACUGUAUGUAGAGGGAAAAUUACGUUUCAAGUUUAAUUGUCACAUAUUAUAUAGGUACAAUCAGUAAAGUGUUUUUCCGUCAGUUCUUACUCCUGUUAUCUGUCAGAGCUGUGAUGCGGGUGGCUGGGUGCUCUUAAUUUGAAAGGAUUUUUGAAUCAGUGAAGGCGAAACUGGGUGUUAAGUUACUCUUUAAACAAAUCAGACCCCUGUCCUGAAACAGGAAGGCUACAAGUUUCUCCUGAAAGGCCAGUAUGCCCAUUCAAGGCCACGUGUCCCCAAGGAAGAUUCUGAACCCUCUACCUGCUUUGGAUAAGACCCUCAGCUGAAUUAGUCAAAUAGGACAACAACAGGACAACGGGCCGGCGUUGAUUUAGCUGCUGUAGCACUUUAAGUUCAUGCUGCUGAAUAUUACUGUGUUAUUUAUGUGUCAAUACUGUAUUUAUGUGUGUACGUGAAGCAUCCUGACCAGGAAUGUCUGUACAGAUGUACUCUAUAACAACAUGCAUAUCAUCAGUGUUUUAAUGUACUCUUGUUGUCAAUAAAU
This is a messenger RNA of Morone saxatilis (striped sea-bass), 7266 nucleotides long. RefSeq names its product serine/threonine-protein kinase N2-like. Lineage: Eukaryota; Metazoa; Chordata; Actinopteri; Moronidae. The transcript has 20 exons. Bases 906 to 3272 code for a protein of 788 amino acids. Gene Ontology annotation, biological process: signal transduction; protein phosphorylation. Gene Ontology annotation, molecular function: protein serine/threonine kinase activity; ATP binding. The record is from RefSeq and is a predicted model, not a curated record.